Messenger RNA from Endocarpon pusillum Z07020, 570 nucleotides. RefSeq lists its product as uncharacterized. Gene Ontology annotation, cellular component: FANCM-MHF complex; Fanconi anaemia nuclear complex. The transcript has a single exon. Gene Ontology annotation, biological process: resolution of meiotic recombination intermediates; DNA repair; replication fork processing. Lineage: Eukaryota; Fungi; Ascomycota; Eurotiomycetes; Verrucariales; Verrucariaceae. Bases 1 to 570 code for a protein of 189 amino acids. The record is from RefSeq and is a predicted model, not a curated record.
AUGCCCUCUACAUCUGCGGCAGCGGUGACAAAACGAAAACGUCCUGCGUUCUCUCCUCCACGGCCAAAAACGUCGAAGGCCACUAGGAAUGGAGCUUCUAGACCUAGCACAGGCAAAGCUGAUGGCCGUGCAUCAUCCUCCAAACAGUCUAAACAAGAUCCUCUGACCUCAUCCACAUCAUCUGAGUCUGAUUCUACAGCAGAGUCUGAGCCCCAAUCUGCUUCUCGUUCUCCAUCACCGCACUCAGAACCGGACUACAUACUUGCCGAAGUCACACAUGCCGAGGGCGCUGAAGAUGAAGAACCGGUCAUACCAUUAGCGCUCGUCCAUACCCUCCUCAAUUACCACUUCGGUGACAAAGACAAGACCCGCAUUGCCCAGGAUGCAAAAGCAGUCAUUGGCAAAUACAUCGAUACCUUUGUACGAGAAGCCAUAGCGAGGAGCGCAUUCGAGAGGCAAGGAAAAGGCGCGGAAGAAGAAGCAGGAGGGCUGAAUGGUAGAGGGGAUGACGGCUGGCUCGAGGUGGAAGAUCUCGAGAAGAUGGCACCCCAGCUUGUGUUGGACUUCUGA